Messenger RNA from Apus apus (common swift), 3413 nucleotides. It is a transcript of the gene JAK3, whose product is annotated as Janus kinase 3. Gene Ontology annotation, biological process: cell surface receptor signaling pathway via JAK-STAT; peptidyl-tyrosine phosphorylation; cell differentiation. NCBI's taxonomy places the organism in Eukaryota, Metazoa, Chordata, Aves, Apodiformes, Apodidae. Gene Ontology annotation, cellular component: membrane; cytosol; cytoskeleton. Gene Ontology annotation, molecular function: cytokine receptor binding; ATP binding; non-membrane spanning protein tyrosine kinase activity. The record is from RefSeq and is a predicted model, not a curated record.
AUGCCCCCCCUGGGCGAGGAGACGCCGCUGAUCGGGGAGCGCUCCUGCAGCCUGUCCUCGGCCGAGACCGGCACCCUCCAGGUGUACCUGUACCAAGGGGCCCCCGCCCCCCGCCAGCCCCCCGCCAGCCCCGCCCUCCUCACCUUCACUUUCGGCGAGUACACGGCCGAGGAGCUGUGUGUCCACGCUGCCAAAGCCUGCGGGGUGCUGCCCGUCUGCCACUCACUCUUCGCUCUGGCCACCGAGGAUCUCAGCUGCUGGUUCCCCCCGAACCACCUCUUCACUGUCGAGGACUCCCGCAGCCAGGUCGUGGUGUACAGGGUCAGGUUCUUCUUCCCCAACUGGUGUGGACUGGGCCAGUCUCACCGCUUCCAGCUGCUGAAUGACCGAGCCAGCCCCAUCCUGGACUACGCUGUCAUCGAUUACCUUUUUGCCCAGUCCCGCAGCGAUUUCGUCGGGGGCCGCGUGGGGGUGGCGCUGAGCCUGCCCACGCAGGAGCAGUGUCUGAGCCUGGCCCUGCUGGACAUGCUGCGCCUGGCCAGGGAGCAGCGCUGCAGCCCCCAGGAGGUCUUCAGCCACGUCAGCUACAAGUCCUGCAUCCCGGAGCCGCUGCGGUGCUGGAUCCAGCAGCACAAUUUCCUCACCCGCAAACGGAUCCGGCGCCGGCUGGGGGCGUCGCUGCGGCGGCUGGGGGGCUGCCAGGCGGACGGGCGGGCGCUGAAGCUCAAGUACCUGCUGGACCUGGAGCGGCUCCCGCGGCGCUGGGCACAGGAGAGUUUCCACGGGCGCUCGCCCGGCUCCGGCGCCGGCAUCACCAUCCAUGUGGCUGGAGAAAACGGUGUCUCCUGGAGCUGCAGCGGGUCCGAGGUCCACCAGCACUUCUGUGACUUCCCUGACAUCGCCGACAUCAGCAUCAAGCAGGCGAGCAGGGAGGGCAGCCCGGAGGAGACCCGCCUGGUCACCCUCACCAGGACAGACAACAGGGUGCUGGAGGUGGAGUUCCCCACGCUGCAGGACGCCUGCUCCUUGGUGGCUCUCCUGGACGGUUACUACCGGCUGACAGCAGAUCCCCAGCACUACUUCUGCAAGGAGGUGGCCCCCCCCCGGCUGCUGGAGGACCUGGAGAACCAGUGUCACGGGCCCAUCAGUGCCGAGUUUGCAGUGAAGAAGCUGAGGGCAGCAGGGAGCCAGCCGGGCCUCUACCUGCUGCGCCGCAGCCCCCAGGACUUUGACAGCUACCUGCUGACCAUCUGCGCCCAGACCCAUUCUGGCCCCGACUACAAGCGCUGCCGGAUCCACCGGGAUGAGGACGGGAGGUUCUGGCUGUCCGGAGUGUCCCGGGGGUUCUGCAGCCUGCGGGAGCUGCUGGACACCUACAGGUACCGGGGGCUGCAGGCAGAGGGGACCCACCUGCGUCUGGUGACCUGCUGCCCUCCCCGGUCCAGAGAGAAGUCCAACCUGCUGAUCGUGCGCAGCGGCUGCCCCCGCCCCCCCCCCCUCGCCCACCGCCCCCUGCCGCACCUCACCCAGAUGAUGUUCCACAAGAUUGACCCCCAGAGCCUCACAAGGGGUGAGAGCCUGGGCCAGGGCUCCUUCACCCGCAUCUACAAGGGUAUCAGGAGGGAUGAGGAGCAGGAUGAGCCCCACGAGACCCCAGUGGUGCUCAAGGUCAUGGACAGCACCCACCAAAACUGCACCGAGUCCUUCCUGGAGGCUGCCAGCAUCAUGAGCCAGCUCUCCCACAAGCACCUGGUCCUGCUGCACGGCGUCAGCCUUGGGAAGGACUGUAUCAUGGUGCAGGAGUAUGUCAGGUAUGGGCCCCUGGACCUCUACCUGAAGAAGAACCAAGGCGAGGGCAAGGUGAACACCAGCUGGAAGCUGCAGGUGGCCAAGCAGUUGGCCUAUGCCCUCAACUACCUGGAGGACAAGAAGAUCACCCACGGCAACGUCUCAGCUAAGAAGGUGCUGCUGACCAGGGAGGGCGAUGUGGCCAGUGGCAGCCCCCCCUUCAUCAAGCUCAACGACCCUGGAGUCAGUGUCACCAUUCUGGCCAAGGACAUGCUGGUGGAACGCAUCCCCUGGGUGGCCCCUGAGUGCCUGAGCGACCCCGCGAGCCUGGCGCUGCCAGCCGACAAGUGGAGCUUCGGGGCCACCCUCUGGGAGAUCUUCAGUGGUGGCAACAUGCCCUUGAGCCAGCUGGAGCCCCAGAAGAAGCUGGAAUUCUACCAGAGCCACCUCCAGCUCCCUGCACCCAGGUGGACGGAGCUGGCCACGCUCAUUGCCCAGUGCAUGGACUAUCAGCCCGGCCACCGGCCCUGCUUCCGCGCCCUCAUCCGUGACCUCAACAGCCUCAUCACCUCCGAUUAUGAGCUGCUCUCUGACCUGUCACCCACCGACGUGACGCUCCGGGACAGCUUCUGGGGGUACGAGUCCCUCGCCACGUGCCAGGACCCCGAGCACUUUGAGGAGCGGCACCUCAAGUACAUCUCGCUCCUGGGCAAGGGCAACUUUGGCAGCGUGGAGCUGUGUCGCUACGACCCGCUGGGCGACAGCACCGGGGAGCUGGUGGCAGUGAAGAGGCUGCAGCAGGAUUCGGCCAAGGAGCUGCGGGAUUUCGAGAGGGAAACCCAGAUCCUGCACUCGCUGCGGCACGACUUCAUCGUCCAGUACCGGGGUGUCUGCUACAGCCGGGGGCGGCGUGGGCUACGGCUGGUGAUGGAGUACUUGCCCAACGGCUGCCUGCGGGACUACCUGCAGAAGAACCAGCCCCGCUUGGACCACAGGACCCUGCUCCUCUAUGCCUGGCAGAUCUGCAAGGGCAUGGAGUACCUGGGGGCCCAGCGCUGCGUGCACCGGGACCUGGCCAGCAGGAACAUCCUGGUGGAGAGUGAGACCCACGUGAAGAUCGGGGAUUUUGGACUGGCCAAGCUGCUGCCGCAGGACAAGGACUAUUACGUGGUGCGAGAACCCGGCCAGAGCCCCAUCUUCUGGUACGCACCCGAGUCCCUGGCAGACAAUGUCUUCUCCCGGGCAUCUGACAUCUGGAGUUUCGGGGUCCUCCUCUACGAGCUCUUCACCUACGGCAGCAAGAGCAGGAGCCCCUCGGAGGAGUUCCUGCGCAUGAUGGGCACGGGGCAGACGGCGCAGAUCAUCUGCCACCUGCUGGAGCUCCUGAAGGACAAUCGGCGGCUCCCGGCACCCGCCGCCUGCUCCGGGGAGGUCUACAAGCUGAUGCUGAGCUGCUGGGCCUUCACCCCCAGCACCAGACCCACCUUUGGGGAGCUGGUCCCCAAGAUCGAGGCACUGCGGGACGGCCGGGGCAAAGCCUGUGGGUAGCCCCUCUGCCCCCCCCCCCCAAGGCUGGGACCCCAAGCCCCCCAGCCACUGCCAAAUGGACACACAGCAACGCUUCA